ACGGGAGCAGCCGGGCCAAGGCGGCCGUGGCCAAGCGGCUCCCGCACGCGCUGAUCGUGGGCGUCAAGAAGGGCGGCACCCGCGCCGUGCUGGAGUUCAUUCGCGGCCACCCGGGCGUGCGCGCCCUCGGCACCGAGCCCCACUUCUUCGACCGGCACUACGAGCGGGGCCUGGAGUGGUACAGGCACCUGAUGCCCCGCACCCUGGACAGCCAGAUUACCAUGGAGAAGACCCCCAGCUACUACGUCACCAGGGAAGCUCCCCAGCGGAUCUUCAACAUGUCCCGGAACACGAAGCUGAUUGUGGUGGUGAGGAAUCCGGUCACCAGAGCCAUCUCGGACUACACCCAGACCCUCUCCAAGAGGCCAGACAUCCCCACCUUCGAGGGGCUCUCCUUCCGCAACCGCAGCCUCGGCCUGGUGGACACUUCCUGGAGCGCCAUCCGCAUCGGCCUCUACGCGCUGCACCUGGAGAGCUGGCUCCAGUACUUCCCGCUCUCCCAGAUCCACUUUGUCAGUGGGGAGCGGCUCAUCACAGACCCCGCGGAGGAGAUGGCCAAAGUGCAGGACUUCCUGGGCCUGAAGCGGCUCAUCACCGAGAGCCACUUCUUCUUCAACAAGACCAAGGGCUUCCCCUGCUUGAAGAAGGCCGGGAGAGGCACUCCACCCCGCUGCCUGGGGAAAUCCAAAGGCAGGCCUCACGUCCAGAUUGACCCAGAUGUGCUGGAGCAGCUACAGGACUUCUACCGCCCCUACAACAUCCGCUUCUACGAGGCCGUGGGGCGAGACUUCCGGUGGGAGUGA
Molecule: messenger RNA, 803 nt
Organism: Pseudonaja textilis
Lineage: Eukaryota; Metazoa; Chordata; Lepidosauria; Squamata; Elapidae
Product: heparan sulfate glucosamine 3-O-sulfotransferase 2-like
Molecular function (GO): [heparan sulfate]-glucosamine 3-sulfotransferase activity
Source: RefSeq, a predicted model, not a curated record